CGCGGCACUCGGGAGCAGGACCCGAGCCAGCCCGGCCUGCCUCUGGGCUGAACCUGCGCGCUCGGGCGGCCGGUGGGCGGGGCGUGUCUCGUGACGUCACAUUCGCUCUCGGGUCUCCGCCCCUUUCCCGUCGGCCGAAUAUAAGGCUUCGGCGAGCGUUCGCACUCGCACAAGUGGAGUGGGGAGUCGGGCGCGGGUUGGAGGCAGAGGCGAAGGCUCGAGGGCUAGGGCCGGCUGGGACGUGUGUCCGCGCCUCGGAGGUGGCAGCAGGCGGUGCCAGGCGCCGCGGAGACGAUGGAACUCUUGCGGACUAUCACCUACCAGCCAGCUGCCGGCACCAAGAUGUGUGAGCAGGCUCUGGGCAAAGCUUGCGGCGGGGAUUCUAAGAAGAAGCGACCGCAGCAGCCCCCCGAAGAGCCGCAAGCGCCGCAGCCCCAGACGCAGGUGCAGCCGGCGGCCCAGCAUCACCAUCACCACCACUCGCACUCGGGGCCCGAGAUCUCGCGGAUUAUCGUCGACCCCACGACGGGGAAGCGCUACUGCCGGGGCAAAGUGCUGGGAAAGGGUGGCUUUGCGAAAUGUUACGAGAUGACGGAUUUGACAAAUAACAAAGUCUACGCUGCAAAAAUUAUUCCUCACAGCAGAGUAGCUAAGCCUCAUCAGAGGGAAAAGAUUGACAAAGAAAUAGAGCUUCACAGAAUUCUUCACCACAAGCAUGUAGUGCAGUUCUACCACUACUUUGAGGACAAAGAGAACAUUUACAUUCUCUUGGAAUACUGCAGUAGGAGGUCCAUGGCUCAUAUUUUGAAAGCAAGAAAGGUGUUAACAGAGCCGGAAGUCCGAUACUAUCUCAGGCAGAUUGUGUCUGGGCUAAAGUACCUUCAUGAACAAGAAAUCUUGCACAGAGAUCUCAAACUAGGGAAUUUUUUUAUUAAUGAAGCCAUGGAACUGAAAGUUGGGGACUUCGGUUUGGCAGCCAGGCUGGAACCCUUGGAACACAGAAGGAGAACAAUAUGUGGUACCCCAAAUUAUCUCUCUCCUGAGGUCCUCAAUAAACAAGGACACGGCUGUGAAUCAGACAUCUGGGCUUUAGGCUGCGUAAUGUAUACAAUGUUACUAGGAAGGCCUCCAUUUGAAACUACGAAUCUGAAAGAAACUUACAGGUGCAUAAGAGAAGCAAGGUAUACAAUGCCAUCUUCGCUGCUGGCUCCUGCCAAGCACUUAAUAGCUAGCAUGUUGUCCAAAAACCCAGAGGAUCGUCCCAGUUUGGAUGACAUCAUUCGACAUGACUUUUUCCUGCAGGGCUUCACUCCGGACAGACUUUCUUCUAGCUGUUGUCAUACAGUUCCAGAUUUCCACUUGUCAAGCCCAGCUAAGAAUUUCUUUAAGAAAGCAGCUGCUGCUCUCUUUGGUGGCAAAAAAGACAAAGCAAGAUACAUUGACACACAUAAUAGAGUGUCUAAAGAAGAUGAAGAAAUAUACAAGCUUAGGCAUGAUUUGAAAAAGACUUCAAUAACUCAACAACCCAGCAAACACAGGACAGAUGAGGAGCUCCAGCCACCUGCCACUACAGUUGCCAGAUCUGGAACACCUGCAGUAGAAAACAAACAGCAGAUUGGGGAUGCUAUUCGAAUGAUAGUCAGAGGGACUCUCGGCAGUUGUAGCAGUAGCAGUGAAUGCCUUGAAGACAGUACUAUGGGAAGCGUUGCAGACACAGUGGCCAGGGUUCUUCGGGGAUGUCUAGAGAACAUGCCAGAAGCUGACUCCAUUCCCAAAGAGCAGCUGAGUACAUCGUUUCAGUGGGUGACCAAAUGGGUCGAUUACUCUAACAAGUACGGCUUUGGGUACCAGCUCUCAGACCACACUGUCGGGGUCCUUUUCAACAAUGGUGCUCACAUGAGCCUCCUUCCAGACAAAAAAACAGUUCACUAUUAUGCAGAGCUUGGCCAAUGCUCUGUCUUCCCAGCAACUGAUGCCCCGGAGCAAUUUAUUAGUCAAGUGACGGUGCUGAAAUACUUUUCCCAUUACAUGGAGGAGAACCUCAUGGAUGGAGGAGAUCUACCUAGUGUUACUGAUACUCGAAGACCUCGGCUCUACCUCCUUCAGUGGCUGAAAUCUGAUAAGGCCCUAAUGAUGCUCUUCAAUGAUGGCACGUUUCAGGUGAAUUUCUACCAUGAUCAUACGAAAAUAAUCAUCUGUAGCCAAAAUGAAGAAUACCUUCUCACUUACAUCAACGAGGACAGGAUAUCUACAACAUUCAGACUGACAACUCUGCUGAUGUCUGGCUGUUCAUUGGAAUUAAAAAAUCGAAUGGAAUAUGCCCUGAACAUGCUCCUACAGAGAUGUAACUAAAAGACUUUUUGAAUGGACCCUAUGGGACUCCUCUUUUCCACUGUGAGAUCUACAGGGAAGCCAGAGAAUGAUCUAGAGCAUGUUGAAGAUGGACAGUGGUGGUACGAAAACAAUUCCUCGGUGUCCUGCUGGACGGGAUGGAACCAGACCAGGCUGAGGCAUGCAGCUCUUGACUUUGGACAAUCUUGUGUGAACCAGAGUGCAGUUUUCCUCGAGAUACCUGUUUUAAAAGGCUUUUCGGACAAUAUUGCAGAAAGGUGCAUUGACUCUUAACUUCUCUCUGUUGAGAGCGUUUCAGCCAGAGGACUCGGAACUGUGAAUCUACUUCCUAGAGGGGAGGGAGAAGGGAGGAAGCUCCCAUGUUGUUUAAAGGCUGUAAUUGGAGCAGCUUUUGGCUGCUUAACUGUGAACUAUGGCCAUAUAUAAUGUUUUUUUUGUUAAUUUUUGCAGACACUUGUGGCUGGAAAAGUGCAUUCCUUGUUAAUAAACUUUUUAUUUAUUACAGCCCAAAGAGCAGUAUUUAUUAUCAAUUUUUUUUAUGUUGACCAUUUUAAACUGUUGGCAAUAAAGAGUAUGAAAAAGCAGAAA
Otolemur garnettii (small-eared galago) is the source of this 2940-nucleotide messenger RNA. RefSeq names its product polo like kinase 2 (gene PLK2). The transcript has 14 exons. Bases 295 to 2352 code for a protein of 685 amino acids. Gene Ontology annotation, molecular function: protein binding; protein serine/threonine kinase activity; ATP binding. Gene Ontology annotation, cellular component: centrosome; nucleus; spindle pole. The record is from RefSeq and is a predicted model, not a curated record. Gene Ontology annotation, biological process: protein phosphorylation; mitotic cell cycle; regulation of cytokinesis. NCBI's taxonomy places the organism in Eukaryota, Metazoa, Chordata, Mammalia, Primates, Galagidae.